GCUGGACGUCAGAGCAGGAGGAAGCAGCAUGAGCCUCGAGUACCUCUUGGACGUCGCGAUCCAGUUUGAGCAGCAGACGGACCGCGUGACCAAGCUCGAGCGACACCAGCAGUGCGCCGCCCAGGCCGAGCCGGCGCCCGCGCCACCCGCCGCCGCUACUAUCUACGCCGACACGAGCAACCUCGUCAAGCACUUUGACACCCGCGAAUACACGCACAUCCAAGCCGCACCGUUCCAUCCGUUCUUGUUGCCGCCGACGGGCGCCAUGUUUGCCAUCGACCCGAAGAAGGCCGCCGAGGCCGGCGGGUACCUCGCGCCGUUUUUGCUCUCGCACAAGGCCGAGGCGGCGCGGCGGCGGCAGGUCGCCAUUGAGCGGCGCAACGCCAAGCGCAACAUUGUGCCCCGCCACGCGGCGUCAGAGGCCGCCGCUGUGUGCAUUGACCGCAACAAGACCAAGAACCGCAUCUCGGCUGCGUCGUACCGCGAGAACCGCGACAAGCGCGUGCAUUUUAUCGAGCACGAGAUCCAGCUGCUGCAGAAGGAGCACCCGGGCCUGCAGUCGAAAGACUGGGUGCCCAUGAAGAAGUCCAAGAGCGCAAUCCGCGACGGCGAGUCGAAAGAGGAGUACCGGAAGCGCACGAACCGCGAGUCGGCCGCCGACUCGCGCUACCAGCAGCAGCAAAAGCUGCAAUAUUUAACGCGCGAGCUCGCCCGGCUCCGCGCCGUGGUCCACGUCGGCGACGCGACCAAAAAGCCGGAGCUGCCAGUGACGCCCACCUCGACGUCGUCGCCCAUUGAGGAGCAAUAGCCUAUUUAUGAGCCAGCAAUAGACCCAAAGCUUGUGCUCCUCGUCAGAUAAUGGACCUUGUGCGUCUUUGAACUCGCCAACAUCCCACAUAUAUACUUCCCUUGUC
Messenger RNA from Saprolegnia diclina VS20, 914 nucleotides. RefSeq lists its product as hypothetical. NCBI's taxonomy places the organism in Eukaryota, Oomycota, Saprolegniomycetes, Saprolegniales, Saprolegniaceae. The transcript has a single exon. Gene Ontology annotation, molecular function: DNA-binding transcription factor activity. Bases 29 to 808 code for a protein of 259 amino acids. The record is from RefSeq and is a predicted model, not a curated record. Gene Ontology annotation, biological process: regulation of DNA-templated transcription.